Messenger RNA from Siniperca chuatsi (mandarin fish), 2526 nucleotides. It is a transcript of the gene stx11b.1, whose product is annotated as syntaxin 11b, tandem duplicate 1. Bases 633 to 1529 code for a protein of 298 amino acids. Gene Ontology annotation, biological process: synaptic vesicle fusion to presynaptic active zone membrane; intracellular protein transport; exocytosis. NCBI's taxonomy places the organism in Eukaryota, Metazoa, Chordata, Actinopteri, Centrarchiformes, Sinipercidae. The record is from RefSeq and is a predicted model, not a curated record. Gene Ontology annotation, cellular component: plasma membrane; SNARE complex; presynaptic active zone membrane. The transcript has 2 exons. Gene Ontology annotation, molecular function: SNAP receptor activity; SNARE binding.
ACACUCACAAAUAAACCCUCCCACGGUGACUGCAAGGGACUAAAGCACAGUGGCUGGUGAUUGACAAGUGUCGCCAGUGCGAUAAAGCUUUAGAGGUCCCUGUCAGAAACACCUGUCCUGGACCUGGGCUUCCUUUUACGUUUUUACCUUUUCGGCUUUAUUCUACCCUGGAAAAGAGGUCUGCCUGCAAGUUCAAAUUGGCACAAACGCACCAGGUGCCGGCACCUCGCCCUAUCCAAUUGCCGCUCUUGAGACAUAGCGUCACUGCAAAGGCCAAACCGACCGGGCUUCAUUCCUGAAGUCACAUCAUUACAGUCGCAUGGCGUGGCGCAAUCCAUCACUAUAACAAAACCCCAGUUAAAUACCAGUUUUGGCUCCAAAGAUAGCUGCAUUACGCAUGUAGGGCCCUUUGUUUCGUCUCACAGUACAGAGCAGUCGGCUUCAGAACUAGGAUGGUGCUGAGGCACCACAGGCCACCUUACAUUAAAGGACAAAGUUUGAUGUCUGUGGAGAUCAGAGCGAAACGGGUCAGCCCUCUUUACUGAGUCAUGUUUACCAAUGUGUGUUAGAAGAGGAAAGAUAACCAGAUAGGGAAAAUCAUCUGUAACCUUCACUUGUUCUCCAACCCAACCAUGAGGGACAGACUGACCCACCUGCAGAAAAUGUCCAACGGCCAUGUGGAGCAGAUGGAGUACGCAGAGUCCACUGUCUCCGACUCCUUCAGCAAUGUGGACCUGGAGGAGGAUUUGCCCCAAGAAGCAGUAGUGUUUGACAAUAGCCCUGCUUUGGAGGAGGUCUUUUCCCAAUCACAAGAUAUCCACAGAGAGAUCCAGCUCAUCCGCCUGGAGGUUAAAAGGCUUCGUGAGCAGAACUCUCGCAUGCUCAAGGGCACCACCACCAUGAGCACUAUCAAAAGGGACUCUAAUGCCAUUGGUGCUGAUAUAAAGGCUCGGGCUGAGGAUGUGCUAGCACACCUGCGGGACAUAGACGGCACAGCCCACAAGUUAGAAGAAGCACAUGGCUCAAAUUCUGCCAUCACACGUAUUGCCAGAACCCAGUAUGCUUGCCUCAGCAAUGGUUUCCGCGAUGCCAUGUUUGACUAUAAUGAGGUGGAGAUGAGCCAUCGGGAGAACUGUAAAGCCCAGAUCCAGAGGCAAAUGGAGAUAGUGGGACGUGAGGUGACAGGAGAGGAGGUGGAGGAGAUGAUUGAGACAGGUCAGUGGAACAUCUUUAACGACAACGUUGUGACUGAAGGUAAAACGGCUCGAUCAGCUCUGUCCCAGAUUGAGAAACGUCACCAAGAGUUGGUGGACCUGGAGACCCGUAUCAGUGGCAUCCAUGAUAUUUUCCUGGACAUCGCCCUGCUGGUGGAGGAGCAGGGCCCCAUGCUGACCUCCAUCCAAACCAACGUUCAGAAAACAGAUGAAUGCAUACAGGAGGUCCUCGUCAAACUCGGCAGGGCCAAACGUCAUGACAAGAACAACCCCUUUAAAAAGAUGUUUUGCAGCUGUUUUCCAUGUUACGAAUAAUGACUGUACAGGACAGAGAUGUGUAGCGGGGAUGGCACAAUAUGCAAUGUGCUGUCCAGACAAAGAGGACUGGGAAAUCUUUAGGACAUUAAACAUUUUCUUCAUGUUUCAGUACACUGUUCCUAUUGUCACAAAGCGUUUAUCAACAGCCUGUAGAGCUAUUGCAUAAUAACAUUUUUUCCAGGAAGAAAAAUAAAGGUUUAAUGGAAAGGUUAAAACUAUUGUGUCUAGACUAAGGGACAAAAACUGCUCGGGUAAAAUAUUUUAAAAUUGAUCCAUUGACGUCUAAUGUUUGAGACAGGUAUCUCAAAUCAGAAUUAAUUCCCCCAUGAUUGAGGUGUGAUGCAGACCUGAAAGAAACAGUACUUGAAAAUUGCUGAAAAUUAUUUCAAAGAUGAGAUACAUGUUUGUGUCGGGCAUGCUGCCUGACACAAUGGUUCCCGAUGCAGUAAACUGCAUUAAUAGUAAAUUCUAAAGAAAUAUUAUUAGUGCAAGUUCAAUCAAACAAUUCUUACCCAGAAUUAUUUUCUAGUGUCUGACCAAAGUCAUUAAGGUCACAUUAUAUGUCACUACAUGUCAAUGCACUGGUAAAAAUGGAUGCCCUAGACGAACGGCUGAAAUAAAAUGUUUUAGAAAUUAUACAGUUUAGUUGUUCUUGAUUAGAUUGUAAAUCUUUUCUGCACUAAUAUGUGUAUGUUAUGAAAUUUUGGGUUGAUAGUAACUAGCCAUUCUGUGUUCACAUUACACAACACAUUCAAAAUCUCCCAUUUCUCAUAUUUACUAUCUCUUUUGAGGACAUGAGGAAUGACAGCAGUUUUACUAGGAUUUAUUGUCAGUCUCACUGUUAUGCAGGGAUCACACAGUGAAUGUAUUGUGAUGUACACUAAUCUGUUACUUUUCACUGCUAUUUUAUAACUAUAUGUAUGAUAAUACCUGUUACAUUGUCUGCCUUUCUUUUGUGGUGUCAUGUAUAUUACAUAAAGAGUUAUUAAAAUCA